Molecule: messenger RNA, 1081 nt
Organism: Helianthus annuus (common sunflower)
Lineage: Eukaryota; Viridiplantae; Streptophyta; Magnoliopsida; Asterales; Asteraceae
Product: short-chain dehydrogenase TIC 32, chloroplastic-like
Exons: 8
Coding region: 18-977 (319 amino acids)
Source: RefSeq, a predicted model, not a curated record
UUCUUGAAAGUUGAAACAUGCCUUUGCUGAUUGCAGUCAAAGGAAAAUCUGGGUUCUCUGCAAGAAACACAGCUGAAGAUGUUACAAAAGGAAUUGAUGGUCAUGGCUUAACUGCCAUCAUUACAGAACCUACAAGUGGCAUUGGCCUAGAAACCGCGCGUGUGCUAGCUUUACGUGGCGUACAUGUAGUUAUGGCAGCCAGGAAUGUGGAAGCCGCUGCAAAAUGUAAGGAAACCAUAAUAAAGAGCUGCCCUAGUGCUACUAUUGAUGUUAUGAAGCUUGAGCUGAGGUCUCUGAAAUCGGUCACAAACUUUGCAAAUGAGUACAUUUCCAUGGGCCUACCCCUAAACAUCCUCAUUUGUAAUGCAGGUGUGACGGCUCCUCCAGUUUCCCUUUCUAAAGAUGGAAGUGAGAGUCGGUUUGCAACUAAUUAUCUUGGACAUUUCCAUUUGACGAAUCUGCUGUUGGACACGAUGAAAAAUACUGCUAAAAAUUGGAGACGAGAAGGGAGGAUUGUUUUAGUUUCAUCAGAAGUUCAUAGGCUGACUUACAAAGGGGGGAUCAUUGGCAUGUUUUCUCUAUUUCUCUACAAUAGUUUCUAUGCUUAUGGGCAAUCAAAGCUUGCUAAUACUCUUCACGCCAAGGAGCUAACAAGGCGCCUCAAGGAAGAAGGGGCGGACAUAACUAUCAAUGCGUUGCAUCCUGGAAUCACUGAAACCAGUCUUUCACGUCACUCGAACUUUAUGUCAAAUAGCAUAUAUGGACUCUUCAAACACCUUCAAAAGAGUAUUUCACAGGGAGCUUCAACCACAUGCUAUUUGGCAUUAAACCCAAAGGUGAAAGGAGUUAGCGGCGAGUAUUUUGCUGACAAUAAUAUGGCGAAGCCGAGCAGUAACGCCAAAGAUGCUGAGUUGGCAAAGAAACUCUGGGAAUGUGGUAUGGAGUUGACCAAGUCAAAGUCAACAAGACAAGUUUAAGUGUUGUUUAUUGUAAUGUGCAAUGUGCAUGUAUCCACUUAAUCAGUUAUAUUUAAUGUUAUAUUUGAACAUGCAUACAAAAAAAAAGAUAUUAAAGAUUAUGC